AUGGCUUAUGCUACGGGCUUCGGUUCUAUUUGCGCAGCCGAAUCCAAUACAAUGCUGACCGAUACGGUGUUAUUCACCUCAGGUGACAAACCAUACACCUGCUCCGCCUGUGGAGUCUCCUUCACCCAGGGUUCUUCACUGAAGUUGCACAUCAAAUCGCGACACCAUGACAACGCCAGCUACUUUUCGUUGACACGAAAACCUGGAAAGAAUAACCUCACCAAACUUUGGACCCGUGUGUUGAAGAAGGAUCUACCCAAAUACAACUCUUUGUUACCCCACUCCAUGAUCACCGUGAAUGAAAUGGCCACGAUCCGCUCAGCCAUAAAACCUGAGCUUUUGUGGUCUGGUUUUCAUGCUAUAUCCAGUCUAAAACACAAAGAAAGGCAUCCUGGAGAGAAAUACUUUGGAACUUUUGAUCGCUUAUCUACAGCCACGUCGCAGUUACAGGCAUCAAGUACGCCUAAACUUUCUUCCUCCGGUGAUAUGUACACCGAAAAUCGGACUGGCGGAGAAGAGCUUGCACCAGACACUACUUUACAACCAUUUGGUUCUCCGUAUGGGGAAGCUGACUUCAUGUACAAUUGGUCCCAAACCGCAAAUCUAAGCGGGCUCAGUUGUUCUACGCUUAUACCAAAGCACUCGUCCGAUAGAACAUGGGCACGAUUUCGGGUUGAGCAGCGAAAUACUAGAAAGAUCAAAAAGCGCAGAACCCUUCCAAUUGCGCUGAAGGCGAUUGAAAGAAAUGUCGACGGAGAGAACCCCGUUAACAAAGCAAGUAAUUCAGACAUUUUGCGACCGCAGACGGAUGCUACGUUUCCUGUAUUUGAUUCUCCAAAUUCUUCUGCCAACACCAUCGCAACAUGUGUCUCCGAUGACAACCACUCCGAGCUACGAAAGUUAGAUGCCAAUGAGCAACUAAAGCCUGAAUCCAAUGAAAUUGAAACGGAAUAUUUGCAAUGUGGGUUGAAACGCGCUGUCACCACCAAUACAGUAACAAGAGAAUGUCAUCCGUUUUCCAUCGCGGCAUUACAAACUUCCGCAGAAAAGCAUUUCGCCGGAUAA
Molecule: messenger RNA, 1065 nt
Organism: Dicrocoelium dendriticum
Lineage: Eukaryota; Metazoa; Platyhelminthes; Trematoda; Plagiorchiida; Dicrocoeliidae
Source: the annotation of a GenBank genome assembly